UGGUAGAGCACACAAAGGUUCUCAAACUACUGUCUAAACUGAAGCCAGGUAAAUCACCUGGGCCGGAUGGACUCCACCCUAAGUUGUUACUUUCCUUGGCGGAUAUAAUAUAUAUUCCGCUUACGGAGAUUUUCCAAAUGUCUCUGACGCAGGCUAAGCUACCCAGGGACUGGAAGGAUGCCAUUAUAAGCCCUAUCUUCAAGGACGGGGAUAGGCAAUUGGUAUCUAACUACAGGCCGGAUACAUUUACGGGGUCACCGCAAAAAGGUGCUCAAACCAAGGACGAUUAAAAUACGUGCAGAAUUUAGAUUCUCUCACAGAGUGGUCAACGAUUGGAACUCCUUACCUGAUUCAGUAGUAUCAGCUCCAUCGGUGAACGCUUUCAAAGAGAAGUUAGAUCUCUGCAGAGAUAUACUUUGCAAGGAUUAACACAGGCCACAAGAGCCUUCUAUCCUUAUCAUCUGAAUCUGAAUCUGAAUCCUGAUUACGAGCUAGUAUAAACCAGUGAUUUCUUUGAGCUCGCUUCUUGAUUGUGAGGUAUGUCAGUGGAUUUAUUUGCUGAAUUCAGUGAAUUCAUUCUAUGCCGAAGUCUAAGAACUUGGCAUUAUUAAUGGUUCAUCCAAAAUUUCGAAGACGUGAUAACUUUAUGGAACUUCAAGUAUCGCUUGACUAUUAUUUUCAGGGAACUGCUGAUCAGCAGUCAGCUGACCUAGGUUAAUCGGGAUGGAAACAACUUGGAUACUGCAGUAUAUUAGUACCUAUAUACACCCAGACCAUAUAUAUAGACAUUCAAAUCCGAAUGUAGGCACCCAAGAUCACAGUAUGUACUAUAAUACAUGCAGUCUUCCUGUUAUCAGUUGGAAUACAUUAAGGUUUCAUUCACUUUCAGGAUUAAUCUUGAGAUCAGUUGGAUUAAAGUAGUUGACGCCAUCAGUAUUGAGAGAUGACAGCAAUGAGAGUAAAAUUAGGUGACAGAUUUUACUGAUAUAGUUUUAUAACUAGUGGCCGUCUAAGUUAAUAAUAGAUCCGUUGUGACAAUAAUACCCGGUAUUGUUGUUACUAUUGUAAUCAUCAUGAAGAUAAACGCUGUUAUUAUUGCUGUUAACACUGUUAUUAUUUGCCAUAAAUCCAUGGUCAUUUGUGUUAGCAUUCCUGUUCAAGCUUUGAAAACUACUGCAUUACUUAUUAAAUAAUUUAAUCAUUUCAUAAUGCUUCCAUAGACCUGCUAGAUGUCGAACAACAAUAAAUUAUGAGGUCCCUUAAGCGAAAACUAUUUAGCUACCCGUAUAUAUUGCUUGUAAAGUGAUUACUUGUAAAUGCUUAGCAAGAAAUUAUCUGGAAAAUUUUUUCAUUCAGAUCACACAUUUAUACUCAAGGGUAAUGAUGCUUUUCUUGAACUCUUGAAGAAACAUGUAUGUACUGUGUGCGCGGAUGGAACAGUAACAAAGGACUGCUCAUCUAAAUUAUCUGCACAACUGAAAUCUAUUUUUUUGUGUAAUAAACACUUUCAGUGAAUUUGUUUUCCUUCUGUUGUUAUGCGAUUGUGUUCUGCUGAGACGAUAGAUAACUGUAAACGUUUUAUAAUCGAAAUACCGUCUUCGGGGUGUGGAUUUAUUUACUUUCUUUGGUAACCUGAUGAUCGUUUGAUCAAUAAACUCCGAACAUCUAUUUUUACUUAGUAAUUCAAUAUUUUUUUUAUCCUAGGAGCCUUAGUGUUUUACGUCUGGGCUACUCAGUUUGUUCAGAGAACUUUAAGUUACUAGAGUAUCUGAUACCAAGAUCCACGACUGAGUUGAGCUUGGCUAGUUUUCGCCCAUUUAUUUCAAGAGUUAGGUCAAUGUUACUGUUGCCAACACAAAUCCAGCCGCAUUUUUCAAUGUUAAACUUUAGGCAGGAUUCAGCACACCAUGUUGCGAGACCACUUAGUUCAAGAUGUAUUUUAGUAACCAUAUCGCUUAAUUCAUGAGUGUAGCAGGAGUCGACGACUUCGGGGUCAUCAGCAUAUAGGAAUGGUGUGAAGGAACUUAUCCCCAAGUUCCUAUUGUUAUGAAGACGCUUCACAUCGACUUUUGGCGAGCUUACUAGCAUGGAAAUGUGUAGCACAACGAAUACUUAACAUAUUUUUUAAAAAUAUUUUUCUCCAGUCUAUUUGGUGGGUAGGCAUCAAUUGACCAAAUGACCGGCUGUCUACAGCCUGCCUUGAUCCUCACCCGAGCCUUUGACACAGCUUUGCUGUUUCUCGUAUUGUCUGUAUUGUAUUUCUCGUAUUGACGCACACUAACUGUGCUUUUGAUGGCAUUCAGCCACAGACACCUCCCAGUAUGAGGUUUGUAAAUUAUGCCAUUUUAUGUUUGAUAUAGUACCUUAUUCUAGGCGAAUCCUGUGGCUUUAGAUUUUACGCAUCACUCUGAGUGUGGUUUAAGUAAUGGUUUGGAUUGUCACGGAUUUCUUAGAAAUUCACAGUCAGGUAGAUUCAUAUGCUUUUCUGGUUUCUAAAGAAGGUUCAUGCUGAAUUUCACCUAGAAUUGUGUACUUCGUUAGUAGCUAAAUUUAUUCUAUGACUUACCCUAAUAACGUAUUUCCGUAUGUCUGUAUUUUUCGUGGCUGUACAUAUAAUUCAUGGGUAAUCUGGUUUAAUUUACAGAUAUAAUGUCCACCAAUACUUUUCAGUCCUUUUCCAGUUCGAACAAAUUUACUGUCGCCCUUUGUGUUUUAAAUCAGUGGGCGCUUGACUUUACUGGGAAUACUCAACGUAUUAUCAAAAGUAUUCAAAUUGCCAAACGUUUGCAAGCUAAAUAUCGAGUUGGUCCAGAACUAGAGAUUUCAAGUUAUGGAUGUGAAGAUCACUUCCACGAACCGGAUACAUAUACCCACUCAUGGCAGUCUAUUGCAAAGAUUUUAGAAGAAAUGAAAGCAAACCCUGAAAUGCAAGAUAUUGUUUGCGAUAUUGGGAUGCCGGUUUUACAUGAAGGUGUAGCUUAUAACUGCAGAAUUCUCCUACUGAAUGCAAAGAUUUUGCUGAUAAGACCAAAACAAGUACUUGCUGAUGAAGGCUUACAUAGAGAGACUCGCUGGUUUACUUCAUGGCCUCAUUAUCAAUCCAUUGUUCACUUUGAGUUACCCGAUUUUGUAUGUAGAGUAACUCAGGAUUUACAGUCGUCUACAUUUUUUGGUGAUGCAAUCUUACGGUUUGCUGGAGACGGCUGUUCAGAGAAUGUCCAGGUUGGCUUAGAAACUUGUGAAGAACUGUGGAUAGGAACUCCACCUCAUAUUCGCAUGUUUGCAGCUGGUGUAGAUGCAGUCUUUAAUGCCAGUGCUAGUCAUCAUGAACUUCGAAAACUAAAUCGAAGAGUAGAACUCGUUAAGUGUGCAAGCAGAACAAAUGGCGGAGGACUUUAUGCUUAUACAAAUCUUAGAGGAUGUGACUCAGGAAGGGUAUGUUAUGAUGGCUGCGCGUUAGCUGCUGUUAACGGUCAGCUUAUUUAUAUGAGCGAACAAUUUGGAUUUGAGGAUGUGUCAGUUCAUCCAAUUACUGUCUCCCUUAACUCGAUACGAUCAAAACGAAUUGCUAGCCGUUGUUUUGGACGUGCAGCUGUAGAAAAAUCGGUUGCAAAGCUUGAAGCUACCGGUAUCGCUCACAAGGAUUACCCAGUGAUUAAGGUUGCUUUCAAUCUUUGUCAUAGUGAUUAUUGGUUUGAUCACUCCCGUGAAAUAAAGAUUGAUACUCACAUACUAUCACCUGCUGAAGAGAUUGCCUAUGGUCCUGCAUUAUGGUUGUGGGAUAAUUUACGUCGGAGCAAGUCAUCAGGGUUUUUUCUUUGCUUAAGCGGUGGCUUAGAUAGUGCUUCAGUUGCAUGCAUUGUCUUCAGUCUUUGUUAUCAAAUUUUCGAAGCUAUAAUCAGUCAACGUAACUUCACUGUCCUAGAACAGUGUCGUUCCUUACUGAAUGAAUCAAAUGAAUAUAUUCCUCACAGUGCACAUGAAUUAUGCUCUCGUCUUUUAACAACAUGUUAUAUGUCAACUGAGAAUAGUUCCGCGUACACAAGAUCACGCGCUAGUCGUUUAGCUCAAGCUAUAGGUUCAAAGCAUUUAGAAUCGGAUAUAUCACCACUGAUAAAUGACUUCAUUCAAAUGGCUUCAAAAACCUUAAAACUUUCCCAACCACCUCGAUAUACUGUCCAUGGUGGUUCAAGCAAGGAAAGUUUAGCUCUUCAGAAUAUUCAAGCUCGAAGUCGUAUGGUUUCAGCUUAUCUCUUAGCUCAAUUGAUACCGUGCCAAUCUAACUUACCAUCGAGUCUUUUAAUUUUAAGCAGUGCAAACUUAGACGAAGGGUUGAGAGGUUAUUUAACAAAAUAUGAUUGCUCUAGUGCAGAUUUAAAUCCUAUAGGAAGUAUUAGCAAGUCAGAUUUACGAUUAUUUAUUGAAUACUGUGCUCAAACAUUAUCCAUCUGUAUGGACCCUAAAAAUGGAAGACAUUUUUCGCAAAUAUUAUCAGAGAUUCUUUCAGCUCAGCCAACUGCUGAAUUAAUGCCACUUGCAUCAAAUGGUGAAAUAAGCCAAACAGAUGAAAAUGAAAUGGGAUUAACCUAUGAUGAAUUAUCAUUAUUUGGUAGACUUAGAAAAAUAUUCAACUGUGGACCCUAUAGCAUGCUAGAAUCACUUCUAGUCAAUAGUGAUUGGUUGAAGAUUAAACAUGUAAUACCUGAGAGGUGUUUCGACGAAGAUAGAAAGCCUAAUGCUGAACUUGGUGCAUAUCUUAGCGAGAAAGUGAAAUUAUUCUUUCGUACAUAUGCUAUGAAUCGUCAUAAGGCUACUGUUCUACCGCCAGCCUACCACACUGAAGCUUAUGAUGCUGAUGAUAAUCGAUUUGAUUUUCGACCAUAUCUGUAUCCGUGUGACUGGAAUCAUCAAUUUUAUUGUUUAGAUAAACUAGUAGCUAAAUGGAAACAGCUAUUUGAGUGAUUAGUAUUCAGUCCUUUCAAUGUUAAAAAUUGAUAUUUUAAUAGUUCCUCUGUUUUCGUUAAUCAACUUAAUACUGAUUAUUAUAAUAUGGAUAUUUUUAUAUUAACCUUGUGUAUAGCGCCUUUGCACAUUGACGAAUAAAGAGGUAGUAAAAUAUAUCUGUCAAUUACUUCUUAUUCAUAAAAUUAGACAAAAUAAUUUAAUCUACAAAAUACUUUGCAAUGACUGAAGUCUACACCCUAGGUCAGUCGGGUGGGUUGGAGGUAGUCAGAUUAUGGCUUAAUGACACCUUCAGCAUUGGGUUUAUUCAUGAUAGACUCUCUUUUAAUGUUCGAAUGGCGAUUUUUUAUAAAUUAGAAAGAUUCUAUUUAUGAAAAAUAAAGGGUGAUACAUUUGAAAA
Messenger RNA from Trichobilharzia regenti, 5362 nucleotides. The record is from the annotation of a GenBank genome assembly. NCBI's taxonomy places the organism in Eukaryota, Metazoa, Platyhelminthes, Trematoda, Strigeidida, Schistosomatidae.